ACAAGUAACAAGGGAAGAUAAAACAGAGUUUCAUUCAGAUCUCUCUGAGAUUUUCCAAGUGUAUUCAACAAUGGAAGAUCCACCACAUUUCUCUCUGUUUCAGCACAAAUUUCAAACCGGAGACAAACCACUUCUCACUCUUGAUGCUGACUUCUUAAUGAAUCACACGAAAGUGUUACUCAAAUCGGAUGCGUCCGACAGACUUCGGAAAAAAGCAUCUUCUAGCCACGUUGAUACUGAGGAUACUUACAUUGAUGAUGAAGAUGUUGAUGUUGAUGAUGAUGAUUAUGAAGAAGACGAAGAUGAUGAUGAGGGCGAGGAUAAUUUAGAGAACAUAUCAGAGAAGAGGAAUAAAAAACAAGAAGCAGAUUCUUCAUCAGACCACUCUGGUUUCAUCACAGCAUGUGUCACUCGUUACAGCCUCGUUCAUGAUCGUUUGGAUCUUUCUAGAAAUUUUACGUUGUUGUUUGGUGGGAACCAAAAAACAUGUGAGAUCGAUGUAGUAAAUGAGCAAGGGAGAAGAUGGACAAUGAAACUUGCAAAAAACAUCUCAAGUGGUGUGUUUUACAUCAGACAAGGCUGGGGAAAUUUCUGCUGCGUUAAUGGGCUAAGUCAAGGAGAGUUAUGUAAGUUUAAACUUUUCCAAAAUGGGGAAAGGCCUGUGCUUUGGUUGUGUCCACAGGAAUCUGGCAAUGGCCGUAAAGAGAAGAGGACGUUUGAUGAAGUUUCCAAGGUAAAGGAGAAGAAGACUCCUUCGCCAUUUCUGAUAGUAAAGUAUACACCUAGCCGUGACACUACCGGGCAACUAAUUGAAAACCAUGAAUACAAGGGAAAAGGAAACAAAAGAACUCGUAAGAAGAGAGCUUGUGAGACUGAUCCACAGCCAAGGAAUGUGAAAAAGACUCCAAGAGUAGGAGUAGAGGGACCAGAGCAUCAAGUUGAUGAGGAGAGAGGACGCACUCAGGUUUCAAACAGAACCAACACCAUUUCAAGAGAAUUACAGCGCUUGCUACCGCGAUCUUGCUCAGUCUCAGAUCAGGUGGCUAAUGUGAAACAGGGCAUUGUAGAUACUCUGAACACUGUGAGACAAUGUCGGACUGAGCUUGAGACAAGUGAACAGAAUCUGCAAGCCUCUUUGCUAGCAAUUGAAGCCUUAGGGGAGAGGAUAUGGGGAAUCAGCAAAAUCCUCAGCAAUAAUCUGGUUUGAAGUGAGACUGAAGAUGGAAAAAAGAAACAAAGAGUCUUUUUUCACGAAACUAGUUUAUUCUGUAUUUGAGACUUGCAAGUUUUAGAGACUUUCCACUUGAAUGAAAGUUUGUAGUUUGGAAGAGCGUUCUUUGGUUGUAUCAGCAAUUUGGACUACUUCAUUAUAUCGCUGAGAAACUAGUAAUAUUUGUAAUGCAUUGUGAGUUACAACUUUUGUUGUAUUAGUAAUUACUUAGGUGCUUAAACGUUUUGGCAGUGAAACGCAUGAAUGAUGAUGCUAUUUGGUUUUUGGCAUUUUUUAUGCUUGAGAAUUAGAAUCAACUGUCAUUAGACUU
Arabidopsis arenosa is the source of this 1541-nucleotide messenger RNA. The record is from the annotation of a GenBank genome assembly. Lineage: Eukaryota; Viridiplantae; Streptophyta; Magnoliopsida; Brassicales; Brassicaceae.